AUGCUACAUCCUUCAACUGAAGCACCUCCAGACUCAGUGGAAGUACUUCCGGAUCCAACUGAAGCGCCUCCAGACUCAAUAGAAGAACUUCCGGACCCACCUGAAGCACCUCCAGACUCAGUGGAACUACUUCCGGACCCACCUGAAGCAACUCCAGACUCAGUGGAAGUACUUCCGGACCCACCUGAAGCACCUCCAGACUCAGUGGAAGUACUUGCGGAUCCACCAGAAGCGCCUCCAGACUCAGUAGAAGAACUUCCGGACCCACCUGAAGCACCUCCAGACUCAGUGGAAGUACUUCCGGAUCCACCAGAAGCGCCUCCAGACUCAGUAGAAGAACUUCCGGACCCACCUGAAGCACCUCCAGACUCAGUGGAAGUACUUCCGGACCCACCUGAAGCACCUCCAGACUCAGUGGAAGUACUUCCGGAUCCACCUGAAGCGCCUCCAGACUCAGUAGAAGAACUUCCGGACCCACCUGAAGCACCUCCAGACUCAGUGGAAGUACUUCCGGAUCCACCUGAAGCGCCUCCAGACUCAGUAGAAGAACUUCCGGACCCACCUGAAGCACCUCCAGACUCAGUGGAAGUACUUCCGGAUCCACCUGAAGCACCUCCAGACUCAGUGGAAGUACUUCCGGAUCCACCUGAAGCGCUUCCAGACUCAGUGGAAGUACUUGCAGAUCCACUUGACGCGCCUCCAGACUCAGUAGAAGAACUUCCAGAUUCUGUGGAGGUACUACCAGAUUGGGCUGAAAUGCUUUCAGAGUCACUUGAAGUACUUCUGGUUUCCCUUAAAGCCCUGGCGGAAUAA
Messenger RNA from Cyprinodon tularosa, 813 nucleotides. RefSeq names its product vegetative cell wall protein gp1-like. The transcript has a single exon. Bases 1 to 813 code for a protein of 270 amino acids. The record is from RefSeq and is a predicted model, not a curated record. NCBI's taxonomy places the organism in Eukaryota, Metazoa, Chordata, Actinopteri, Cyprinodontiformes, Cyprinodontidae.